UUUAAAUGCUCCUCUGCCUGGAGGCUGGAAAACGCCUUCCAAAGUUUGAUUUGCAGGUCAUUAAAAUGCAUGUAUGUAGUGAAGCAGUGUAUCCUCCAUUGUGUGCUACUCUUUUGUUAAGUAUAGUAAUUUGGAAGGCCAUUCAGCCUUUUCAGCUUUCAUAUGUGACUAAGAACAGCAGGAUGGAGUGGGAUUUGCCUCUACCCUUUCGUAUGGGUGCUUGAGAUUUUCUGGCUUUCAAGCGGACAGUUCUAAAAAUAAUCCAUUUGCUGGUCGAGUUCCAUAUUAAGUUCCGGCUCAAUUCACAAGGAACAAAAAGGCAGGAGACCUGCUGUUGUUACAGGGGUUUGGGGUAGGAUUGGGGUGAAAGACGCUCUCUUCUUCCCCACGUUGCUUGGAGGAAUGGGGGAGCCGAAUGCAGAGGUCAAGGUGGUGAACGAAGAAACCGAGGCCAAGCCACAGCAGGCACAUAAAAAUGGAAAGAAGGCAGAGGUUGGAGGAGGAACCUCGUUUUUCACCUGGUUCAUGGUUUUGGCUCUCUUGGGCGUCUGGACCUCUGUAGCUGUGGUGUAUUUUGACCUUGUUGACUAUCAAGGUGUAAUUGCCAAAGCGAAGGACUUGCGCUAUAAUCUUUCAGAGGUAUUACAAGGUAAACUCGUGUCCUAUGAUGCUGAUGGUGAUGGAGACUUUGAUGUGGAAGAUGCUAAAGUACUACUAGGGCUGAAAGAUAAAUCCACCAUUGAGACCAGUGAAUCAUUUGAGGGAACCCUUGCUGAACCUGUGGAAGAAGCUCCUGAAACUAUCGUGGAGGAAGAAAUCCAGGCCACUAAAGUUGAAGAAGCAGCUCAGCCACCACCGGAACCAGAGGCUGUGGAAGAGGAGCCUGUUCCUGUGGAAGAAGAACCUCUGGAAGUAGACGAAGAGCCCACUGCUGUAGAAGAUGAAGUAGCUGAGGAGGAACCAGAGGUUGAAGAGGAGCAAGAAGUUCCAGAGGAAGAACCAGAAGUUGUGGAGGAAGAGCCUGAGCUUACAGAGACUGUUCCAGUUGAGGAAGAGGCUUUUGAGGAGGCAGUGGAAGAGCCUGCAAAAGAGGAAGAGGUCAUACCAGUUGAAGAACCGAUUGAGGAAGCUGCUCAAGCGGAAGAAGCAGUAGGGGAGGCUGCACCAGUAGAAGAAGCGGUUGAGGACGUGUUGGAGGAAGAGGCUGCAUCCGUAGAAGAAGUAAUAGUAGAAGAUACACCACUGGAAGAGGCAGUAGAAGAAGAGGUUGCACAGGUGGAAGAAGCAGUGGAGGUAGUGUUGGAGGAAGAGGCAGCAUCAGUGGAAGAGACCAUAGAAGAAGUAGUAGAAGAGGAUGCACCAGUGGAAGAAACAGUAGAUGAAGCUGCACCAGUAGAAGCAGCUGUGGAGGAGGUUGUACCAGUAGAAGAAGCAGUUGAGGAGCAUGAACCAGUAGAAGAAGUAGAGGAGCUUGUACCAGUAGAAGAAGUAGUAGAGGAGCUUGUACCAGUAGAAGAAGAAGUAGAGGAACCUGAACAAGUGGAGGAACCUGAAGCAACAGAACCAGUGGAAGAUGUAGAAACACCCGAAGAGACAGUUGAGGAAUCAGUCUCUGUAGAAGAAGCUGGGACAGAAGAGGAAGUUAUAGAGGAAACAGAUGAGCCAUUUCGGGAAGAUGAGGAAGAACAAGACUCCACAUCGGAGGAAACCGAGCUUGAGGCAGAGAAUAUGGAAGAAGAGGAGGAGGAUGCAGCUGCUGAGGAAGAGCAGCCUGAGGAGGACGUAGCAGAGGAAAUUAACCAAACAGAAGAACAAAUUGAAGUAGAGCCCACAGAAACAUAAAACAUUAGGCAGUAUGUAAGAUACGGAGAGGACCAGCACCACAUGGCAUUCCACUGGAAGUGUGCAGCUGCCAAUUCCCACCAUGGAGU
Molecule: messenger RNA, 1931 nt
Organism: Sinocyclocheilus grahami
Lineage: Eukaryota; Metazoa; Chordata; Actinopteri; Cypriniformes; Cyprinidae
Product: probable serine/threonine-protein kinase kinX
Exons: 11
Coding region: 403-1842 (479 amino acids)
Biological process (GO): peptidyl-aspartic acid hydroxylation
Cellular component (GO): membrane; endoplasmic reticulum
Molecular function (GO): peptidyl-aspartic acid 3-dioxygenase activity
Source: RefSeq, a predicted model, not a curated record